Molecule: messenger RNA, 7998 nt
Organism: Macrobrachium nipponense
Lineage: Eukaryota; Metazoa; Arthropoda; Malacostraca; Decapoda; Palaemonidae
Product: furin-like protease 1, isoforms 1/1-X/2
Exons: 18
Coding region: 17-3007 (996 amino acids)
Biological process (GO): peptide hormone processing
Cellular component (GO): Golgi membrane; trans-Golgi network
Molecular function (GO): serine-type endopeptidase activity
Source: RefSeq, a predicted model, not a curated record
ACCGGCCCCCCGAAAAAUGCCCGGGUUCUGUGGUGGUGCAAAUCGUGUGUUAGUAGUGGUGAAUGUCAUGUGUUGGUGGUCGCUCCUGCUGGUGCUAUUCUGUAGUAGUAUUUCGUUCCGUUGUGUGAUGGGUGAAGAUGAUGGUGGUGGUGGCGGUGUGGGUGACUUCACCCACGAAUGGGCUGCGCACAUCGAAGGGGGCGACGGAGUGGCAGAAGACAUCGCCCAGAGGAACGACUUCGACAUUGUCACAAAGAUCUUUGACGACGUUUACCUCCUGAGGCACAGAAGAUUGGCGAAAAGAUCUGCCGAGCCAUCUCAGACUCAUCACGAAAAUCUUAUGGCAGAACCUCAGGUGCGGUGGGCAGAGCAACAGGUAGUAAAACGUCGUGUAAAGAGGGAUUUUUUAGGCCAAGUAAAGAAGACUUAUAGAUCUACUUGGAUGAAUGACAUAAAAUGGCCUCAGAUGUGGUAUUUGAAUCGCGGAGGAGACUUAGACAUGAAUGUGCAGCCAGCUUGGGCUGAAGGUGUCACUGGGAAGGGUGUUGUUGUUACAAUUCUUGACGACGGAUUAGAGAAGGAUCAUCCGGAUCUGAUAAAAAAUUAUGAUCCCAAUGCAUCCUACGAUGUCAAUAGUCACGAUCCUGACCCCAUGCCCCGCUAUGAUUUAGUGGAUUCCAAUCGGCAUGGCACUCGCUGUGCUGGGGAAGUUGCAGCCCACGCUAAUAAUACCAUCUGCGCUGUUGGAGUGGCAUUUGAAGCAUCUGUUGGUGGUGUCCGUAUGUUGGAUGGUGAUGUCACUGAUGCUGUGGAAGCUCGAUCUUUGGCCCUUAAUCCUCAACACAUAGAUAUUUACUCAGCUUCGUGGGGGCCUGACGACGAUGGCAAGACAGUCGAUGGUCCUGGAGAAUUAGCAACUAGGGCGUUUGUAGAAGGGAUAAAAAAUGGCCGUGGUGGUAAAGGAUCCAUCUUUGUAUGGGCAUCAGGGAAUGGUGGUAGAGAUCAAGACAAUUGCAAUUGUGAUGGAUAUACAAAUUCAAUUUGGACGCUUAGCAUCUCAUCAGCCACAGAAAAAGGCAAAGUCCCAUGGUAUUCAGAGGCCUGCAGUUCCACCCUUGCCACUACCUAUAGCUCAGGAUCAUUAGGAGAGCGCCAGAUAGUCACCACUGAUCUUCACCACUCUUGUACACCCUCUCACACUGGAACGUCUGCCUCCGCUCCUUUGGCUGCUGCGAUUUGUGCUCUGGCUCUUCAGGUUAACAAGAACUUAACAUGGCGUGACAUGCAACACAUAGUUGUGAGAACAGGAAGACCGGAACACUUAGAAGCUCCUGAUUGGCAGAGAAAUGGUGUUGGCCGUCAUUACAAAGAUUAUUAUAUUUCUUUCAGAUUUGGUUAUGGUCUUAUGGAUGCAUAUGCUAUGGUACAACUGGCCAGAAAUUGGACAAGUGUUCCAGUUCAAAGAAAAUGUGAAGUCAAUGCAGCACACUCUGACAAACUCAUUCCCCAGAAGAGCUUCGUUACCUUGGAACUGGAUGUGGUAGAUUGCCCAGGUGUCAGUUAUUUGGAACAUGUUCAAGCCAAGGUCUCUCUAACAGCUGAUCGACGUGGUGACAUAGAAAUUUAUCUUUCGUCUCCAGCAGGGACAAAGUCGACUUUAUUAGCACAGAGACCACAUGACAGUUCAAGAUCUGGUUUCCACUCGUGGCCUUUCCUGACUGUCCACAUGUGGGGUGAACGUCCUGAGGGCAAGUGGAAACUGGAAAUCCAUAACAACGGUCAUUUCUUUACCACCGGAGCCACUCUACUGAAAUCCUGGGCUAUCAUCUUUCAUGGUACCAGAAUUAAUCCAGACAAGUGGCAGGCACGAGGGGGCCGUAGAGAUCGUGGUGAUGGUGGUGGGGGGAUAGCUGGAGGACGGGGAAUUGGGCCAGUGGCCUCCUACCCACGUAAAUUCCCCACCCCUCUUCCAACCCCAAGGCCCAGGGCGUCUACAACUACCACCUCUACUUCUAGACCAAACUUACAUCCUUAUCAGCCUGAAAAUGAUUUAUUCCCAGUUCCCCCUCACUACUACUCACCCCCUACUCCUAUUCGUCCGCCAAAGCCCAAUCACCGCGACAGCUCCUAUCACAAGGGUAAAGCUGAGGUAAAGGAAUGGAGUUUGUCAUUGUUUGGCACUGAAACUGAGCCAGGUCAAGCAGUCCCUACCCUCUCAGGUGAGUCUGAUUCAAUAGCACAGCCCAGUGAUCCUGCUCAUCAUCAGGUGGUUGACACCACAGAGGGUAAAACUGAGACACGAGACCCCGACACAGAGAUAGGCCACCAGGCUUCCUCUUCUUCAGCAACAAUUCAACCCAGCCCAUAUGCUAUAGAGUUCUUAAGUCCCCAGAAGUCGCUGCCACCUGGUUGCAGUCGCUUGGACUCCUCUGGGGCCUGCAUAGAUUCAAGUAAUUCUUCCAAGGCUGCAAGAGAUGCAUACACUCAGUGUUCUGAUGGUAAAAUAAUGCUCAAUGGCGGGUGUCUUUCAAGUUGCCCAGAAAAAUACUUUAUCUGGGAUCCAUCAGAAGUUGGAGCAUCUGGAACCAAGAGCUGCCGCCCUUGUCAUUAUUCUUGCCUGCAUUGUGCUGGUCCUCAAGAUUAUCAGUGCAAAGAAUGUUGGGGAGAUGCUUUGCUUAAUAAAGUUUCAGAGAGUGAAAGUUACUGCCAUCCUCAUGCACUCCUGACUGCCUAUCGCAGUCAGCAGUCUUGGUAUAAUCACCUUCUCUUCGUGCUGAUAGGCCUUCUGGUCCUUGUUUUGAUUUUGGCAGUGAUGGUUAUCAGGGGAUACAGGAAAUCUGUUCCUAAACCUCUCCAUAUUGUAGCUAAUAAUGCUUUGGGUGCCAUUAGCGGCAAAAAGUCCGCUUCUAAUGGCCGAAGCAGUUAUACUCCUGUGUCUAAAGAUGAUUCAGAUCAGUUAAUGACUAAAAUACCAUUCCAUGAUUUAACCAGUGAUGAUGAACUUUAGCAUUGUUUUUAGUAGUACUAGUAAAAUAUUAAAUUAUAUGAAGUAGUUAUUGAAAUAACUUCAGAUAGUAAUGAUAGUUUUUAAUUGUAACAAAUUUUCAAGUGUUUAAAUGCAGUUUCAUUAUAAGAAAAUUUUCUUAGAAAAAUGUUAAGAGGCAGAGUAUAAAUUUUCUGUAGUUGCCUACAGUUCAUAUUAUGGCUGUGAAUUUAAGAAUGAUUAUCUCCGAGAGAUGAAAAUGAUAAAAAGGUGUGAUGAAUUAUUUGCUAGACAUUAUGGGUCAUACAGCUAGAAAUCUUAAAAUACUCUUCUGAUGUUAAUUUCUUCUCUUGUGUGCAGGUUUUUAAGAGCAUAUUUUAUGAAGAUAGGAUAGUGCACAUUUGAAAAUUUAGAUUUAUAAAAAUUGGGGUAAAUCCCAACAUUUUGGCAGCCAGAAACAUUAGUACACUAGUAACCACUGUUGACAUACAUUACUCUUUUGCGUGUCAGUUGUAAAGUAUUUAAUGCCUCAGGCAACUACUGCUGUGAUCUUAAUGGCUUAAACAAUUUACUGUACUAUACAAAUCUGAAUUUAUAUGAUUUAAAAACAAAAUGAAGAUUCCCAAAAAGGCCCAGUUUCCAAUCUGGAUGUGAGAAUUGUGAAUAUUAUUUGUAUGUAUAUGCUUCAAGCUCAUACUAAAUAGUAUAGUUAUACAGAAUAAAUUCUGAAUUGUGUUACAAGGCUUAGAAGCUCAACUUAAAUGUGGAAAUGCAGUUGAUUGGUACUGUACAAACUGUUGCAUAUGAUUUUAUACAAUGUCAUUUUAUGAACAAAUACGUAAUAGUAUGUAAUAAAGGUCCACUUUCUUGUGGUGAAAGUAUUGUAUAUAAUACAGUAUUUGACAUACUUUACCCAGUCAGACUUUUUAUGGGAAAAAUUAUAAGAUCUAUCAUUAGAGAUUCACUCAUUUUUUAUAUCGAAGCGGUGGCUAAAGCUUAAAUGAGAGUCAAGUAACAGUUUUCUGUGAGGGAUGUGCAUUAAUGAUAAUAUAUAAUUGCAGCCAACAUGACCAAUUUGAGAAAUUGUUAAUUGAUAUGACAUAUCUCUGAUAGUAUAAGCAGAAUAGAAAUUGAAACAAAUGCACCCCAACAUAGAGUAUAGCUAAGGUAUGAGAAAUAAAAGUUCUCCGGGCAUUAAGUUUUUCUGCUUUGCUGUGAUAAUCCAUUUGAAUCUCAUAAAAUUCUGAAUACUACGUUUUAGAUUUUGAAGUUGCAGCUUUGUAACUUUGAACCUUACUAUAUUGCAAAGCACUAUCACACAGUAGUGUGCAUCUUUGUAUUGCUCCAAAUCAUUUACCCCUAUAAGUAUAUUGUAAUAGUAAGAUGUUAUGUGAUUUUAAUAAGCUUUUAAUGGUUUCUAGGUAAUGUAUAGAUAUACAAUAAUUAGCUAAGCAUUACAACUUUACUGCCGAGUGCCAGUACUUUACAGUAAAGAUUCUAUGUACCAUAGUGUCGUCUACUGUAGUUACUAGUUUCAUGAACAAUGGUGUAACCAUUUUUGUCUUCCAGCAUCAUGUGUGAGCAAAGAAAAUUUUUUAAAGGAAUAGAUCUCACCCCACACUGUAGAUUGAACUAUCACUUCAUGAUAAGUAUAAAACUUACAGUUGCUUCUAUAUCAAGCAUGUCAUUACACAAUUAAUAUGUACAUAGUAAAACUGUGUUUGACUGCUGGCAGUGAUUCACAACUCGCUGCUUAAAUCUUUGUUGCUUUAACUACAGACGUUUUGCUUUACUGGUUAACUUCUAAUAGAGUAAUGAUAAAUAACCUUGUAAAUAUAAUAAACGUUUUACUCAAUUCAGUCUUUAUGUAGUUUUUAAGCUGAUAUGAUCAGUGCUACAAUACCUUAUCAGAUUCAUGUAAAGGCUAUAGGCAGUGCUUAGGUUUAUGAUUUAAAGGAUGUCAUGUAGAUAUUACUAGUAUCCUAUUUUUUCAUCAGAUACCAAACAAAUACUUUCUAGUUUUUUAAUAUCUAGUUUACAUAAAGCAAGUCAACCCAGCGUAUGAAUAAGAAUAAAAAAUUGUCUUCCUGUUAACAUCAAUUUGUACUUAAGUAUAACUCACAUUUCCAUAGUCACUACACAGCAGGUUACAGUCAUAAAUGCUCAAACUUAGUGAGCUCCAAAUUAGUGAAAAGUUUAAUUCUCACUUUCAUUAGUAUGCUGAAUGUCAUCAUAUGUUAAACUAAGAAUGAUUUCUGUCUCAUGAAAACCAGUCUCAGAUUUUAGACCCUGUUCUUAAAUUUAGUUACAGCAUUUACUAUAAAGUCGAGUAUAGUUCACUGUCAUCUUUUGAGUUGUGGCAGGUUUUUUUUGCAUGAAUUUGCUCAUUGUUCCAACAUCAUGUAUACCUGUACGUCAUUACACUAGUAAUUCCAGUCCAGUAUUCAGAAAUAUACUGUGUAUUAAUUGCCAUAAAUAUAACACUUUAUUAAGUGCACACGACAAAGAUAGGAGAUUAUGCAUUCUAAAUUGCACAAUUUAAAGAGGAGGUAGAGGCAGUCCUCCAGAAUAUUUUAUUCUCUUAGCUUUUGAACCCCAUUGUUAUUCAGUGUGACACUGUUUACUACAAGCAAUUGCCUACAAGAACAAAUCAUGGGAGGUCAUAGACAAAAGAAAAGUUUUCAUUUAAAUUUGUUCAUAAAAAGCAUAAUACUCUUACUGAACCCAAGUAUAAUGAAUGAACAUUGUUGAAAGGAGCAAAUUAUGACAGUGAAAGAUGAGAGAUCAUAUUAAGGGAAUUUCAUUUCAUCUUAUGAAAACAAAGUGGCAAGUAAGUUUUGUAUGUGGAGGUUAUAAAGUACGUAUUUAGAUUUCAAUUGUGUAUUACCUCAGUGGUCAGGUCAAACUGUUCAAAAGAAAUAAUUAUUAUUUUUGUUCAUUUUCCAGAUAUGAUAAGAAAGGUAAUGAGUAUGUGAAUUUGUUGACAAUAUAGCUCAAGUUUAGACAACGUUAAAUGUACUGAACUACAAAUGUUUUAUAAUAAAGGCGAAGGCCAUUAGUGAAAUACAAGAUGCGCAUCUCACAUUCAGUCUGUUUGCUAAAUAGUUGUUUGAAGGAUUAUUUGAACUGAUUAUAAUUACCAAAUAGUUCUGUGGUAAGCCCUGAGGUGUAAUUCAUUUGAAAAUUUAGUUCUUCAAUGGUUUCCACAGCUUUCGGGGAAGGCAAACUGUUAUUUCUCAUGAUUAAUCAGUAAAUUAUGUCAAAUAUAUAGGUAGUGUAUGUAUGUAUUUUUUUUUGGUGUGUGAUUGAAUAUAAUCAACAAAACUUGAAUGACAAGUUAGUCUACUGCUUAAGCAAAGUAAUGUGUGAUUGAAUAUAAUCGACAAAACUUGACUGACAAGUUCGUCUACUGCUUAAGCAAAGUAAAAAAUUUAUCAGAGAUAAAUGCCUGCAGAAAGUAUAGGUUUCAUUCAGACUUAAGUUAAUAACUUUACCUUUUCUUCAUGCCAUUCACCGAUAGAACAUGCAAAUUGCCUCGUUCAAUUUUUAUAUCAGUUAACUUGCCUGAUUUAACAGGUAGGUUUUCUGGUUGCUAAGAAUGAAAUCCAUUGAUAUUAUUGUACACAACUUUACAAACAACCCAUGGACUGUGAACCUGUCAGUUAACCGAGACACUGACUACAACUUAGUCACAAGCAAGUUAAGAAAUUAAUGAUCUAGUGAAUACUCAACAGUUGAAUACUACUACCAAGUUCACUUAAGCAAUUAAUAUUUAUGAGAAGGUUAAUAAGCCUACAAAAACUGUAAUCAAAGGUGCUGAUCUAAUUUAUUAACUGGCGCUUAGAAUUGUUUCUAUGUACGUAUAGCCAAAACAAAGACGUACUUAGAUUUUGAACUGCUGUAUUCUGCUGCUAUUAAUAUACACUACCUAAAAUUCCAAAUUUCAAAUUUUUAUGCCAACAGUGACUUGAUGAUAAGUGGCUUGAAAAGGGAAUUUCAUGACCACAGCUAUGAUUUCUCAUCAGUUAAGGACUUUGCUGAGCAAAUUGUGUAUGCUAGUUAUCUAGUGUUCUCAAGGUUCAGCUUAAGCACAUUUUUGGCUAGGAAUGUUCAUUAUUGGUGGAGCAAACUCAUUUAUCAUUAUGGUUUAUAAAAUCAUUGUUUCCAUUGUAGUUUGUUUAUAGUACAAAAAUAUACAUUCCUUAAUUUUUGUGUUGCAUGGAAAGCAGAAGGGCACAGCUGCAUAGACAGUGUUAAAUGUUGCAAAAAUGAAUAUUGUACUUUAUUGGAAGCUCAUUUGGUUGAGAUUGUAUUGCUUUAAGAUGGCCUAAUGAUGCUGGAUAAAAUUUUCAGAAGCUUCUUUUGGAAAUACCAAUUGCCUUCAUAUCCUGAAUGUAGAUUAUAAUGCACAGAAAGUUGCUAAUAAAUUUUUAUCCCAACUAAAAAGUGCCUUCCUAGUAACAUGACAGGGGUAACUUUAAGUUGAACAUUACAGGAACCUGAGCUAAAGCUGUGUUCAAGACAUCACUUUCUGUCUGCUUCUGUGUGAAAUCCAUAUCUUGCUUUUACAAUUUAAGAAAGCAAAUGAUCAAAAUGAGAGAAAAUCAGAGGUGUGACCCUUAUUGUUUUUAGUACUUCUCUCUGACAUGGUAAUUAUUUGGCUGUUAAAGAUCCAUAUGGUAAUUAUGAUGAUCUCUAGUGUUUUGGUUUUUUUUCUUUUGCCUUUAUAGCAGAAGUUUUCUUCACCUUAAUUAUAAAUUUUAAGUUCUUCCUAGAUAUUUUCUUCCUAAUUUUUUCAACAAGCAUUAUACACACUUUUAUGGAUUGUGACUUAAUGGUGAAACAGUUCAUUUGAUCAUUAAUGAAACUUUAUACAUGAAAAGUUUAAAUCAUCAACUGUAUAGUCUUAGAAAUGCACAGAGUGAUACUGUAUACAUAUUGUAUUUAAGUUGUAAUUAGUUCCUUUAUGCAAAUGGUGAUGGAUGUUAUUUUUAUCAAUAAAAGGAAUUGCUAAA